AUGACAAACUAUCCUCCCUCAUCCGACAAUUUCAUGGAGAAUCCUUCAGCAACGUCUCCUCGUUCAUUCCGCACUCAGUUCCAACUACCCCGACAAUCGUCCAGGCAGUUCGACGCUUACGGUCCUAUUACCUCUGGCGGCUCUCUGUACAACACUAACGACUCAAUGGCGCGAUAUGACACGAGAAGAAUGGACAACCGUUUUGGGCCUCCCAUGCAGAACACACAAAUGGCCGGUGGUCCUUUCUCUUACGACGUCAACAAUAACUCCCAGACAUGGAAUGCUGCUGCAGCUAAUGCCUUCGCUGGAGCUCCUCACACUCUGGCGGCCCCAGCCAUGGGAGCAAUGGCGCCGAUUGGAAGUCAAACAGGUAGACUGAGGUCAAGUCGGCCAAGGGUCGGACUGCCAGGACCUUGGCUCGAGCAGCCUCCCAUGCCACAGCAGUUUACGAACAUGGAGCAGCCACGCCUUGGGCAGCAAAUGCGUCAUGACUCCUACACUGAAGCUGAGGAUGAACUGAUCCCAACUGCAAUCGUCAUCAAGAAUAUCCCCUUCGCUGUGAAGAAGGAAUCAUUGGUCCAGCUCAUGACCGAAAUGAACCUACCACUGCCUUAUGCUUUCAAUUAUCACUUCGAUAAUGGUGUCUUCCGAGGUCUUGCCUUCGCAAACUUCACCUCAGCCGAUGAGACGGCUGCCGUCAUUGCUAACUUGAACCACCUCGAAUUACAGGGCCGUAAGCUACGUGUUGAAUACAAGAAAAUGCUACCGGCCCAUGAGAGGGAGAGAAUCGAACAAGACAAGCGAUGGCGUCGAGGCCAGCUUGAGGAGCAGCACCGCUCAAUGACCACCGCUCAACUUCAAAACCAGCCUUCGGUAUCCUCCCUCGCAUCGCAUCAGCUUCCCGGAUCGUCUCCAUCGCCUGUAUCACAACAUGGAGCGAAGCCCAACUACGAUUUGAACGAUCAGCAGACCUUGAAUUUCUACACGGAGCUCGUCGUUUUCAAGAACGAUCCCAACCGAGAAACCUUGGUCAUGUCCCCGUCACUGAGUCCAGAGGUUCGACGCACGAUCCAUGCGCUCGCCCACAAUCUGAAUCUCUAUCAUACCUCUCAUGGCACAGGUGACCAGCGUCAAGUCCACAUUAUGAAGUAUCCCACUGGCGCCAAGGUCAGCCCUCCCCACCAAGCUUUUUCCAACAACAUUCAUGGCGGCGACGGUAUGCGUAGCAGAGGAUUAAACCGAGCCGCAACCACCCAUUUCGGAGAACAGAGACAACAAGAGUCUGCCGCUGCUUACAAUGCCCUUCGCGGUCAAUCUUCCGUAGGAUUACUUGGUGUUCUCGAACCCUCUACGGGAUUUGGCAGCUCUGCUAACCUUCGUGCUGCCAAAUCUUUUGCAGACUUGAGAUCGUACACGCCGUCGCCAGCUCCAUCCAACGCAAGUUUUCCUCCAAAUCUACAGACCAAUGGUGCGCGCUACCAGCAGGUAGAUGGUGCCCCAAGCUCUGGUACUUCUACCGUGACACCAACCACAUCCAAGCUUCACGAAGAGAAUCAGUUGAGCAAUGGUAUUGGUAGUUUGUCACUGGGUACCGGACUCGGCAGCACUGGGAGUCCUCGUAGGAUCCGAACCAUGUUCUCAUGGGAUAGUUCGCACCAAUAUCCAGCUACAGCACCGAUCGGUAGCAACCGUACUAUUGGCACCGGUUUCGACACGAGCUCCCAGGAUCGUCUUCCAUCUCGUCAACCUCGUGGCCCAACGACAGAACGCGGCUCUGGAUUCCGCAGGCAGAACGGUCAUCACGGUCGAGGAAGCGAUGAGCUGAGAGGCAACCCGGAGAUCAUCGUCGAAUAA
Molecule: messenger RNA, 1854 nt
Organism: Endocarpon pusillum Z07020
Lineage: Eukaryota; Fungi; Ascomycota; Eurotiomycetes; Verrucariales; Verrucariaceae
Exons: 3
Coding region: 1-1854 (617 amino acids)
Cellular component (GO): cytoplasm; nucleus
Molecular function (GO): mRNA binding
Source: RefSeq, a predicted model, not a curated record